This is a messenger RNA of Nymphalis io (European peacock), 1320 nucleotides long. Its product is annotated as serine proteinase stubble. Gene Ontology annotation, molecular function: serine-type endopeptidase activity. The transcript has 8 exons. Gene Ontology annotation, biological process: proteolysis. The record is from RefSeq and is a predicted model, not a curated record. Lineage: Eukaryota; Metazoa; Arthropoda; Insecta; Lepidoptera; Nymphalidae. The coding region runs from base 1 to 1320 and encodes 439 amino acids.
AUGUCGACGGUGAACCACGAUGACACAUGGAUAUAUUUUCUAAACUAUGGAAAUGAUAGAACUAGCAAUAGAAACUCACAUACAGACAAAGUGUUAAAGAAAAGAAAAAAUGUUUUUAAUAUCACAAAAUGGCGGCCUAAAACAAGAUGGCGGGUGACUGGAAGGAUGUUAAUAACGUUUAUGAUUUUGAACGUAAUUGGGGUGACUCAUGGAGAAAGUCUAACGAGUCGCGUGCUGGCUUCCUUCCUCGGCUACCCCAGCUCGUGCAACAUCGGCACAGAAGUGAGACCUUGCACAUUGUCUCUCACUUGCUGGCUUCGAGGCGGAAUCAGGGUGAAGGGAUGUGGUAGCGGCUGGCUGUUCUCCUGCUGUGUGGCAGCUGAGCCUUUGAGGAAUGACUUUGAUAAUACGAUACCUUCUGCAGACUGGAGGUACGAAUAUAAGGUUGUCCCGCCAAAGUUGCGUCAGGUUCCACAACGAAACGUGGUACCCACCAACGUCUUCCGGCGAAGAGUUGACGAUGAUGUCAGUCAGGUCGAUUGCGGUCUUCCAUCGACGAGAAUAUUACAGAAAAGGAUUAUUGGGGGCAGAGAAGCGAGGUUUGCUGAGUUUCCAUGGCAAGCUCAUGUCAGAAUAUCGGAGUUCCAGUGCGGUGGUGUAUUGAUAUCGCGAUGGUUUGUCGCGACAGCUGCGCAUUGCGUCUCGCGUGCUCGGCCUCGUGAUAUCGCUGUGUGGCUUGGAGCCCUGGACACGACCGCUGGCACUCACACUGCUAGAAAGCUUGGGGUUGCUCAGAAGAUUUUGCAUCCUCUAUUCCAAUUUCGAAUGACUCAACCAGAUAGAUACGAUAUUGCACUUCUCAAGCUAUCAAGGCCGAUCACCUAUACGAGCCACAUAUUGCCAAUAUGUUUGCCAGAUGUGGACCUAGAGUUACGUGGGAAGUCAGGAGUGAUAGCCGGAUGGGGGAAAACUGAUGCUAGUAAUGGUCAUACUGGCACGAACUUAUUGAGGUCUGCAACCGUUCCUAUUUUGAGCACUGAACAAUGUAUAAAUUGGCACCAAAGCAAGCAAAUCUUGGUAGAAAUCCACUCUGAGAUGAUAUGCGCUGGGCAUUCCGAUGGUCACCAAGAUGCUUGUCUGGGUGACUCUGGAGGUCCUCUAAUAGUCCUGGACAGCGGGAGGUAUUACUUAGUGGGUAUCACGUCAGCUGGCUUCGGUUGUGGCGUAGACCACCAACCUGGUAUAUACCAUAACGUGAAGAUUACCGCUAGCUGGAUUAAAGAAGUUCUCAGUCCAACUCCUAAUUUUAUAGACUUUUGA